Molecule: messenger RNA, 1447 nt
Organism: Nomascus leucogenys (northern white-cheeked gibbon)
Lineage: Eukaryota; Metazoa; Chordata; Mammalia; Primates; Hylobatidae
Gene: SENP8
Product: SUMO peptidase family member, NEDD8 specific
Biological process (GO): proteolysis
Molecular function (GO): deNEDDylase activity; cysteine-type peptidase activity
Source: RefSeq, a predicted model, not a curated record
CUGUCGCUUUCCGGCCAAUACAGAGGUGCCUGAAGGCUGGUUGGGGUGGUGAGGCCCGAGGCAGCUUCUGGGAUUUCUGAGCAGCCCUCAUCAGUACAAGAUGGACCCUGUAGUCUUGAGUUACAUGGACAGUCUACUGCGGCAAUCAGAUGUCUCACUAUUGGAUCCGCCAAGCUGGCUCAAUGACCAUAUUAUUGGGUUUGCGUUUGAGUACUUUGCCAACAGUCAGUUUCAUGACUGCUCUGAUCAUGUCAGUUUCAUCAGCCCUGAAGUCACCCAGUUCAUCAAGUGCACUAGCAGCCCAGCAGAGAUCGCCAUGUUCCUUGAACCACUGGACCUCCCCCGCAAGAGAGUUGUAUUUUUAGCCAUCAAUGAUAACUCCAACCAGGCAGCUGGAGGAACCCACUGGAGUUUAUUGGUCUACCUCCAAGAUAAAAAUAGCUUUUUUCAUUAUGAUUCUCAUAGCAGGAGCAACUCAGUUCACGCAAAGCAGGUAGCAGAGAAACUGGAGGCUUUCUUAGGCAGAAAAGGAGACAAACUGGCCUUUGUGGAAGAGAAAGCCCCUGCCCAACAAAACAGCUAUGACUGUGGGAUGUACGUGAUAUGUAACACUGAGGCCUUGUGUCAGAACUUCUUUAGGCAACAGACAGAAUCACUGCUACAGCUACUCACCCCUACAUACAUCACAAAGAAGAGGGGAGAAUGGAAAGAUCUCAUUGCCACACUUGCUAAAAAGUAGCUAUUGAAGUAUAUUUGCGACUUUUGAAGGCUCCUCUUUCUGCCCUUCCCCAUUUGUUGGAUGGCUGCAAUCUCAGUGCCUGAGGGAAGAUGCCUAGUAGAGGAAAGCUUAAUACUCUUUUUCCUGAAAGAAUAUCAUCCUCUGUGUUAUCCCCAUGGAAUGUUUCACUUUAACCCUGACUGGAGAGCAAUAUGUUCUGUGAAAAUAUCUUGAAAUUGUACACCAAAACCUUACAACCAACUUAUUUGAACAUUUAUUAUACACAAGGUUUAAGUAAGACUUUUCUUAUUGGUAUUUAAUUAAUUUCCUUUGGUCUCCCUUAUCCACAUUGGCUUAUUCUGGAGGAAAAGCAGUGAUCUGUAAAACAAAUCAAGAAUAUAUUAAAUCUAGAGGAAUGCAGGGAAGAAAACUAUAAAACAGAACCAAAAACUUGUUGCACAGCCUACAUAAUUAAGAGAUCAACUGGCUGGAAGCAGAUCAAGGCCUAACCUCAUUCAAGACCUAAAUAUUAUGAGACUCAGUUAUUCGGUUUUGUGUGAUAUCUCUUCCAUUCACCAUGCACAGGCUUUUCCAGCUAUCUGUAUAACGUUUGCAAAUAUUUGAUAAAGAUGAUGUUACCCUAUCUUCCUCCAUCUCAUUCCUGGAAUGCUUGAAGAAAGGGGAAAUCUUGAGUAACCUCAUUAAAAUUAAUGUCUGGUGGACCUCUCA